Bombina bombina (fire-bellied toad) is the source of this 1893-nucleotide messenger RNA. It is a transcript of the gene SERPINE2, whose product is annotated as serpin family E member 2. Gene Ontology annotation, biological process: negative regulation of plasminogen activation; negative regulation of endopeptidase activity. Gene Ontology annotation, molecular function: serine-type endopeptidase inhibitor activity. Lineage: Eukaryota; Metazoa; Chordata; Amphibia; Anura; Bombinatoridae. The coding region runs from base 142 to 1329 and encodes 395 amino acids. The transcript has 9 exons. The record is from RefSeq and is a predicted model, not a curated record.
GAGAAGCACAGCAGCCUGCUUGCCUCGGAGUCUGGGAGAGAGCAAGCGAGAAGCAUCAGUUAAAGCAAAGGCUUGAAAGAAAGCGGAGUAUCUGUAAGUGCAAUAGCUGCUGCCUAGAGGUUAUAGUCCUAUAUUGGGAUAAUGAAAAGGCUCAUCUCUCUCUUAUGUACAGCCGUGGUUUUAAUCUCUGUACAGUCCCAGAGCAAUUUAUUAUACCUGGAGGAACUCGGAUCAGACAUUGGUAUCCAGGUCUUCAACCAGGUGGUGAAAGCCAGACCUCUUGACAAUGUGGUCCUGUCCCCUCGUGGAAUUGCCUCUGUCCUGGGCAUGUUGCAGGUUGGGGCAGAUGGAAAGACUAAAAAGCAGCUGAUGACAGUAAUGCGGUACAAAGUCAAUGAGGUUUAUAAAGCACUAAAGAAGAUAAAUAAAGCAAUAAACUCAAAGAAGAACAAGGAUAUUGUCACUUCGGCAAAUGCUGUGUUUGUCAACAGUAAGUUCAAAAUGGAGAACUCCUUUAUCACCAGGAAUAAAGAAGUAUUUCACAGUGAAGUCAGAAGUGUUGACUUUGAGGAUAAAAGUACAGCAGCUUCUACUAUAAACCACUGGGUGAAAAAUGAAACCAAGGGAAUGAUUGAGGAGCUGAUAACAACAGAGCUAUUGGACAGCUCCAUGACGAGGCUUCUUCUAGUAAAUGCACUUUAUUUCAAAGGGCUGUGGAAAUCUCGCUUUCAGCCAGAAAACACAAAGAAACGGACCUUCCAUGGACCAGAUGGCAAAGAUUAUCAAGUGCCCAUGCUGGCACAACUAUCCUUGUUCCGAAGUGGAUCUGCAAGCACACCCAGUGGUCUCUGGUACAACGUUAUUGAGCUGCCCUAUCAUGGUGGCAGCCUCAGCAUGCUGGUGGCACUACCCACGGAUGAAAGCACCCCACUUUCUGCCAUUAUUCCUCACAUUAGCACGAAAACCUUGCAGAGCUGGAUGACCAUGGCGCCAAAAAGGGUUCAACUCAUAUUACCCAAGUUCACUGUGGAAGCAGAAACAGAUCUGAAGGAGCCACUUAAGAAUCUUGGCAUUACAGACAUGUUUGACUCCUCGAAGGCUAACUUUGCAAAGAUAUCACAAUCUGAGAGCCUGCACGUUUCUCACAUGCUACAGAAAGCUAAGAUAGAAGUGAAUGAGGAUGGAACCAAGGCAUCUGCAGCAACAACUGCAAUUUUAAUAGCAAGAUCGUCACCUCCCUGGCUGAUAGUGGACAGGCCCUUUUUGUUUUUCAUCAGACAUAAUCCUACUGGUGCUGUGCUCUUCGCAGGACAAAUAAACAAACCUUGAGGCAGACGUCAAGAUGAAAUGCAUCUAUCCUGCAUCUUGAUUCCAAUGUUUAGAUAUUUUGUACAUUGCGCUAGUUUUUUUUUCUUUUGUGAAUUCUCAUGCAUUUUAAACAAAGAUGGUUACUUGUGCUUGUAACUUUUUUUUAUACAUGUCAUUUUGAUAACUCCAAGUUGAUGGUACUUCUCUUCCAUUAUUUGUAUUAACUACUGAAAGUGUGUUUUUAAUUAAGGUAUUUUUUUAAGUGUUUUUUGUUUUGUUGCUUAAACGCCUUUGAGUAUCGUAGAACCUUUCUGCAACUUAUGAUGUGGCUCGGUGAUGCUGAAAGAACUAGGACUGAUUAUUAACCGUGCAGUAUUUGUGGCAGGAGAUGCCAACUCACAACAGUGAAGGGCAGUACUUUGGCUCAAAUUACAUAUCAAGACUAAACUGUACUUUUUAUUGCCUGUAAUAAAUGACGCAUGUGUUUAUUGAAACAAAUAUCAGAAAAUAACACUUUGUAUCACUCUCUUUGGAGAGUAUCUCCUGUUUGAGAUGCAAUAAAAAGUUAUGUUGAAGAUUUAUAAA